AGCCGACUGAACACAGACCACAAGAACGUGUACGAGCGACUUCGUCGACUUCCCGCAUAAUUUGCGAUAAGGUCCAUGAGAACUUCAUCAAGCAGCACUGUUACGAGCUGCUCAGACACCCCGAGAACCUCGAAUACUCCUGAACCUACGGUGCUCCACCGACCUAGCUUCUACAACCAGGUCCACGAGAACUUCAUCAAGAAGCGCUGCUACGAGCUGCUCAGUCAACAUUAACAAAUCCUGGUCAUCACGCCAUACAAGGCUAUUUUGGUCGGUCGACUGCUAGAUAACGUUAUUAUAAGAGUACCUACUUCUCGAAGGUUAUGAGCCAAUCAUGUCUUGAC
This is a messenger RNA of Colletotrichum godetiae, 344 nucleotides long. RefSeq lists its product as uncharacterized. The record is from RefSeq and is a predicted model, not a curated record. Bases 76 to 234 code for a protein of 52 amino acids. The transcript has a single exon. NCBI's taxonomy places the organism in Eukaryota, Fungi, Ascomycota, Sordariomycetes, Glomerellales, Glomerellaceae.